UCGUUUAAUCAAAACUGAUUCUAUAUAUUCACAAACACACACUCUUUUCUAUGUCACAAAAAUUGUUUCCAGUUUGUUUUGUCAUAGUCUGCACCCGGGGCUCUUAUCGUCGUAGUAAUUCCCACUAUUUGCGCACGUCUUUUAAUUUAUAUCACGAUAAGUUCAAUGUUGACCUGGCGCCACGCAACAUGUUGUAUUGUCCGCCGAACGUAACGUUCAACGAGAUUUGGACCAAACAUGGAAUCUCGCACUGUUUUAUGGACACCGUGGGGCCAGCGAUCUGUGGUGGUUUUCUUCUUCUCUUUGGCGGCAUCCAGCUACUGAUGUACCGCAAAUAUGCGACACCAACUGAUCCUACACAGAUCACAAAGUCCCGACUUUAUGCACUUCAAAUGUUUCUUCUUCUGCUCGUGCCGGUUCUGGCUCUACUGAGAUUCUUUCUUAACGCUCGUAUCUAUCCUGACGGUGCAAUUUAUGGCUAUAUGAUAUUUUACACAAGCGUUGUUUGCUUUUCAUAUCCAUUUUGUAUCUGCCUCAUUGUCAAGGAGCGUCACUAUCAACUGCCAUCAUUACCGACACGUGGUCAUGGCCUUAUAUUAUUGCUCUUUUGGACUUUGACUUUGAUUAAUGAAGCGCUGGCCAUCGUGAAUUUAGACCAUGAAGACUGGUGGUUCCACUUAAAAAAUAACAAAGAUGAAAUUGAGAUGGGCAUGUUUGUUACUCGGUUCUUGUGCUCUCUGCUCAUCUUUGUGCUCGGCUUGAAGGCACCCGGCAUCAUGGCACCCUAUAAUCCGCACCAACGUCUAGAUGACUCAUCAAGCAACUUAACUGGCAGUGUGCCAACUGGCUCUGCGUUCCGCAAUGGCUGGCGCAAACUACGCACCCUAUUUCCAUAUCUGUGGCCCAAAAAAGAUAGGAUGCUGCAAUGCGCAGUGGUUGUUUGCAUAAUAUUGCUUGUCGCUGGUCGUGUUAUCAAACUGUUUCUGCCCAUUUAUCGCAAGCUGUUGGUUGACAGCCUGACCAUCGAACCCAUUGAGUUUCGCUGGGACUUUGUGCUUAUUUAUGUUGCUCUAUCAUUCCUUCAGGGCGGCGGGACUGGCGGCAUGGGCUUGUUCAAUAAUCUGCGAACUUUCCUGUGGAUUCGCGUGCAGCAGUACACAACGCGUGAGAUUGAGAUUGAUCUGUUUAGACAUUUGCAUCAACUGUCGUUGAGGUGGCAUUUGCAGCGGAAGACGGGAGAGGUGCUGCGUAUCAUGGAUCGCGGCACAGAUUCAAUUAACAAUCUGCUCAACUAUAUUGUAUUCUCCAUAACACCUACCAUACUUGAUCUGAUAGUGGCUGUCGUGUAUUUCAUUUAUGCCUUUAACUGGUGGUUUGGUUUGAUUGUAUUUCUCACCAUGUUCUUGUAUAUAGCCUCGACAAUUGCUAUAACGGAAUGGCGAACUCAGUACCAACGACGCAUGAAUCUGGCAGAUAAUGAGCAGCGCGCCCGAAGUGUGGACUCCCUGUUGAACUUUGAGACAGUCAAAUAUUAUGGCGCCGAGGGCUACGAGGUGGAUUGCUAUAGGGAGGCUAUAAUGAAGUAUCAAAAAGAAGAGUUUCUCUCCAUGCUCACACUAAACCUGCUCAACACCGCUCAGAAUAUUAUACUCUGCUUGGGCCUACUCUCUGGCUCACUGCUUUGCGUCUAUUUGGUGGUGCAUCAUCAGACGCUGACAGUAGGUGACUUCGUGCUCUUUUCCACGUAUCUCAUGGACUUGUACAUGCCAUUGAAUUGGUUUGGAACAUAUUAUCGCGCUAUACAAAAGAACUUUGUUGACAUGGAAAACAUGUUUGAUCUGCUUCGAGAGGAUGAGGAAAUCGUGGAUGCGCCUGGCUGUGCACCACUGCUAACUGCUGGCGGUGCAAUCGAAUUCUCAAAUGUUACAUUUGGCUACACACCAGAUAAGCUGGUGCUGCGUAAUGUAAGCUUUACUUUACCUGCAGGCAAGACCAUUGCUAUUGUUGGUCCAUCUGGCGCCGGCAAGAGUACCAUUAUGCGAUUGCUCUUCCGAUUCUACGAUGUACAAACGGGUUCUAUAUCCAUAGAUGGACAGAACAUCAAGCUUGUUAAACAGCAAAGUCUGCGAAAGGCAAUUGGCGUUGUUCCCCAAGAUACAGUACUAUUUAACAACACUAUUUACUACAAUAUUGAAUAUGCCAAAAUAGGCGCAAGUCCUGAUGCAGUUUAUGAGGCUGCGCGAUCAGCGGAUAUACACGAAAGAAUAUUGGGUUUCCCAGAUAGAUACGAGACCAAAGUGGGUGAGCGAGGACUGCGUCUAAGUGGUGGCGAAAAGCAACGCGUGGCCAUUGCACGAACUCUUUUGAAGGCACCCAUUAUAGUGCUGCUGGACGAGGCUACUUCUGCGUUAGACACGCACACAGAACGCAACAUACAGGCUGCGUUGGCACGGGUGUGUGCCAAUCGCACAACAAUUAUCGUUGCACAUCGUUUGUCCACCAUCAUACACGCAGAUGAAAUAUUGGUGCUAAAAGAGGGCAGCAUUGUAGAGCGUGGCAGGCACGAAGAACUGUUGCAAAGAGAUGAAGGCGUCUAUGCAGACAUGUGGCAACAGCAGCUGAAAAACUUGGAUGCCGAACAGAACGCGAAUGACAGUUCCGAGUCAAUUGUAGACGAGGGUCCAUCAACGACUACAACUGGAACAGCUGGACGGCCGCAAGCGCCGUCUACAUCUGGCAGUGGACCUGCCUUUAGAUCGGGGCAUGGGCAUGGAGGAGGACGUUAAGAGUUGAAAAUAUAAAACUUAGAUCUUAGGCCUAAUUUUGAUUAUUUUUGUUAAAUGUAAUUUGUGGUACUUGUAUAUGAACUACUUGUCUGAUUCCUAGUUCUUGUCUACUUUAAUGUAAAAAUAGAAACAUAAUUAUAGUUUUUAUAAAUUUAAA
Messenger RNA from Drosophila hydei, 2943 nucleotides. RefSeq names its product ATP-binding cassette sub-family B member 6, mitochondrial (gene Hmt-1). Gene Ontology annotation, molecular function: ATP hydrolysis activity; heme binding; ATP binding. Gene Ontology annotation, biological process: heme transport; transmembrane transport. Bases 51 to 2786 code for a protein of 911 amino acids. The transcript has 7 exons. Gene Ontology annotation, cellular component: membrane. NCBI's taxonomy places the organism in Eukaryota, Metazoa, Arthropoda, Insecta, Diptera, Drosophilidae. The record is from RefSeq and is a predicted model, not a curated record.